AAAAGCACAUCCUCUCCCACCAGAGACAUGUGAGUGAUAGCUAUCAGAGUGAUGCUCUCAGACUUCAUUAAACACUGCUUUUCACAAGCGCUUCAGGACGGCAUGACUUAAGACUGACCUCUCCGUGUGAUGGAUUGUCGCUCUCCGCUGAGGAUGAAGCUGCUGAUCGUGAUCCUGCUCAUAUCCACCAACAUUGUCUGUCUGCAGGGAUACAAUACUACAGGUGCGGACCUUGCUCUUCACUGUGUAACAGAUUACCUGUACACCAUCAACUGCUCCCUGGGCGGGUUACCGUUAGACAGCAACAACUCCUACUGGCUCACUUUCACAUAUGAGGCAUAUGAGGAUGGAUUAGACACAAUGAAGGAAUUUGUGUGUUUGCUGAACAACACAGAUGGGAAGUACUUCUGCACCUACAGACACUAUACGAUGUUUAUCGAUCUAGAUGGUUAUGAAAUCUCACUUUGUUACAACCAAACAGAUGGGUAUAAAACGUGUAAACAGCUGGUUGAGUUGUACGAGCCUGUGUAUAACAUUAAACCAAACGUACCGCGUUGCCUCACAGUCAGGCACAACGCAAGUGAAUUCCACUUCACCUGGAGAAGUACCUAUGAGGAAUUUUCUUCUUACAACAAUCUGUACAAGGAACUCAAGUAUCAGCUUCAGUAUUACAAGAGAGACACACAAAACGAGCCGUCGAGAGUCUUUCUGUUCUUGGGUUUGGAUUUUUCAGCAGAUGAUACAAAUUUCGAGCCAGACACCAAGUACGCUGCCAGAGUGCGGAGCAUUCCUGAUGGGAAAGAUUACCGAGGAGAGUGGAGCGACUGGUCUCCUGAAGUGCACUGGAAGACGGAGGCAGCUGCGAAUGAUUCCCCAUCCAACACAUCUCUUGGUGGACUUGGUAAAGUGCUCAUCCCUUUAUUUGUGGUGGUGCCAUUCACCCUCAUUUUCUGCUGGUCUCCGAUUAAAAAGUGGAAGCAGGGUGUUUUCAUCCCAACUCCAGCACCCUACUUCCACACCCUGUACAAUGAAUGCCAGGGAGAUUUUAAGAGCUGGGUGGUUACACAUAAACACACGGCCGACAUGCUUAAGACGGAGUCAACGCUUCAAAUCGACACGCUCACAAAGUGUGAAGUAGUGGAAGAGAAGGAGGAGUGUCAGCCCCAGAUUUACCACCACUUCCCGGACGGAAGCGCCUACGGCAAUAUAUCGGACCCCGGCUGCGACGCUUCGAUGCUGGGGGUCCCGUACGCUGUGAGCACAAUGAACCCUCCAUCGUCAUAUGCAGAGAGCUCGGAUGAAGGAGACUCAGGGUGCUGGCUGGAGAGGGACCCGCCCUGGUACUGCAACGAGUACUGCACCCUGAGCACCUUCCAACUGGGAAGCCCUGUCACAGCAGAGGAUCACGAGAGCUUCAAAUCUCACACCUGCCCCACAUAGAUCAUCAGAGAGGAGGCAGUAACUGAAGCACGAGUGAAGUUACUGUACAGUGAAAGUGUGGAGUUGAACCUUCAAAGUUCAACGACACACUUAAAGUUCAAUAUACUAAAAGAACUGCUUCAAAAUAAAACUGUAAACAUAUAUAGAUAUAAUCUUUUCUUCUCCCCACAACUUAUGCAUAAUGAUUGGGAGAUAGAAGUGAUUGCAUAACAUUUAGCUUGCAUUGAGUUAAUUCUGUAAAGACAGACACCUUUUCGUCAAUCCAUUUCGACAUUGUUUUAAUGACGACUGAAUUUUCGCUUCGUUUCGAGGUAAAAAAUGGAACGUUUUAUUCAUUUAAUAAAGAAAAUGCUUUAA
Eleginops maclovinus (Patagonian blennie) is the source of this 1797-nucleotide messenger RNA. RefSeq names its product interleukin-21 receptor. The transcript is spliced from 8 exons. NCBI's taxonomy places the organism in Eukaryota, Metazoa, Chordata, Actinopteri, Perciformes, Eleginopidae. Gene Ontology annotation, molecular function: protein binding; cytokine receptor activity. The record is from RefSeq and is a predicted model, not a curated record. Gene Ontology annotation, cellular component: membrane; external side of plasma membrane. Gene Ontology annotation, biological process: cytokine-mediated signaling pathway. The coding region runs from base 130 to 1440 and encodes 436 amino acids.